AUGAGCAACCACACUCAUCAUGAGGAUACACUUUCUUACUCAGGAGUAGAAAAUACCAGCAAUGGGCUCAGUAUUGGAUUUGCCAACGGGUCCCGGAGCGCGAGGAGUGCUGCUGAAGAUGAUGCAUCGUCGCUUUCCAGCAGUCAGCCCGCUCUCACUGCUGCUGCAGGUAUCCAGGAAUCCUGCCUACUACGAUACUUUAUUGAGGAGGUAUCUCCCUGGUUUGAUCACUGUGACGAUCGGAGGCAUUUCCAGUUAGUCGUCCCCGGUCGGGCUCAGCACUGCCCAACUCUUCGAUAUGCUAUAUUUGCAGUAUCAGCCCGACACUUGUGUCGACUGCCUCAAUACAAGACAAGCCGCGGGAUUCUAUAUGGUGGGCAGCUACUCUCCCACUUACAGACGUCCAGUGCUUUUGAAUAUAUGCUCAAAUGUAUUCCUGGUCUGGCCGAGUUCCCUAACAUCCAGGACCCGACACACCAAGAGAACAUCAUGGCUGCCGCCGUCAUUCUGCGUCAGUACGAGGAGAUGGAAGAAGAGACCGGCGAAGGCAGAGGCAGAAUCGAAGCUGAGUAUUACGAUGACGAACGCGUCAACUUUCUGGCUGUCACUCAGAGGAUCAUUGACUCUAUGAUCGCCUCUCCGCUGGACCAUUCGCUUGCUACGGCCGCAUAUUGGAUUGUCAUUCGGCAAGAGAUUUAUUAUGCGUUGACAAGGGAGACGGUCCCGCAUUUACGAUUCGAUUCCGACCGUUGGCGCAAUGCUUCAAUCGCCAACAAUAUGAUCAUGUUCGUCGGUAAAGUCGCUCAGUGGCGCUGGGGGCAAAAGCGCCCUAAUGAAUGGACACGACUCAAGCUGGAUGAACAGAAACUGGUUCAUGAAUCGCUUGGUGAAAUGGAACCCAUUCUUGAACUCAAGGCAGAUCGAGCUAAAGGCCAGAUAUUUCCGACGAUCUGGUACAGCUUCGAUGUCCAGGCGACGGCAGUACAGCAUUUCCAACUGGCCCAAAUGAUCUUGACUGCUGAGAAUCCGCAACUUGAAAAUGCAAAUCGUGCUGCACAUCGCAAAGCAGAAGCUCAAGUUCGAUCGAUCGUCCUCAAUCUAUGCGGUAUUGCUUUGAAUCACCUACGAGUGCAACCCUGCCUGGUAAACGCAGUCAUUGCUAUUACUCUGUACGGUGAUUACUUUACCGAUCAUGAGGAGCGGGAGGCAUUAGUUGGCAUCAUCAACCGGACAAGAGACUUACAUCAGCCGACAGUGCAGAGAUAUGAGGCCUACGAGACGGGGCCCGCCGUCCCCGUCGGCCCUCUUGGAACCGUCAUUGUGACUGGAGCAGCCGGAGGCCUUGGCCAAGCAGUUGCGGAAAAAGUAGCGCAGCAUCGCGGUGCAUAUGACUGUCUAUUCACUGUUCGCAACAAAAGCUCCCCGCGAGCGCAGCAGCUGCAUCAAUUUGACGGCUGCAACGCAAAGCAGAUCAGAACUCCAGAAGUGGAUCUCUCCAGGCUGGAUUCUGUCCGGGCAUUUGCCAGCGAGGUCAACGCCGAAGUUAAAUCGGGAGUUCUCGCUCCAAUCAGAGCCUUGAUUCUGAAUGCGGCUGUCGUUUAUGAGACAGGCGAGCUCAGGUUUACUCGUGGUGAUGGAGAACAAAGCUUUGAGAUGACCUUUGCGGUAAAUUAUCAUUAUCUCGCCAACUUUCUGCUUACUCUUUUGUUGCUGGGAAGUUUCGACACAGAACUUGGUCGGAUCGUAUAUGUAUCGAGCUGGACCUAUGACCCUGAUCUGCCUUUAAACAAAGGGCACAACCCAGAGAAGCUGCCGUGGGAACCCGAGCAACUUGCACGCCCAACAGCCAAAAUCAGUCCUGGAGACGAGAAAAAUGACACAAUGAGACGAUAUGGUGCCUCGAAGUUAUGCCAGGUCAUGUUUAUGUGA
Molecule: messenger RNA, 1929 nt
Organism: Aspergillus pseudoviridinutans
Lineage: Eukaryota; Fungi; Ascomycota; Eurotiomycetes; Eurotiales; Aspergillaceae
Exons: 6
Coding region: 1-1929 (642 amino acids)
Source: RefSeq, a predicted model, not a curated record